UGUGUGUGUGUGUGUGUGUGUGAGAGAGAGAGAGAGAGAGAAAGAGAUAACACGGAGAGGGUUUCUGCACUCGAACAUGCUCAAUUUGCCCGGCAAAACACGUCAUGUUCGCUUUGCCCCUCAACAUGCCUGCCUGUCGUAGCGGCAGCGCUGUAGCCUACAGAGAACGGGGAUGAUAGAUGAACCGCAGUUUAUAUGUUGAUAUCUGUUGGAUGCUGCUGCAGCAGCGACGGCCUUCCGUGUUUAGUCCAUGCGGAAGAGUGCUUUCUAAACGGCUAAUAGAGGAUUUCGACCUGGAUAAAAUAGAUUAGGAAGCGGACUCACUCAGAAACAGCUCCAUCCACCCAUACCAUCGAAUGUGUUGAUCACAGGGCGGCCCAGUUGUCCUAAAUCGAAGCCGGGGGCUAGAUUUGGAACGUCGCAGGAACAUGGAGGCACUAUGAGGGGAGGAGGAGAAGGAGAGAGGGAGAACAGACUCUCUGCUGGAGGCCAGGUUCUGAUAUCAUCCAGUUGGGACCACAGCAGAACACAGUGACUCGUCAGAUGUUGAAGCGAUGGCCGUGUGGACUGAGCUAUAGCGCUGCAAUAUUCAUACACAUAGAUGCCCCCCUCCUAACCCCCCGAGCCCCCUACAGCCUCCCCACCCUCCCUCUGUCUCUCCUCCAUCUCUCCUUCCUAUGUCAUCCCUCUACCCCCUCUGAUCCCAGCCUCUUUCUGAUCUAAUUGUCUCUCACUGUCUUCUUCCCCCCUUUUCUCUUUUUCUCUCUUUUUCUCUCCAUCACCCCCCCCUCUCUCCCUCCCUCCAUCAUGGCGUGUUGUGGUCGCUCUCUUGACUCCCCCUGUACCCUGGCCCUAUUGGUGGGCUUCCAGUUUGCCUUUGUGGUCUACUUCUCCCUGGGGGGCUUCAGGGGGCUGGUGUCCGUACUGGUCCACUCUGAGCAGCCUGAGUUUGACUACUCCCGCCCCCACGACGUGUACACCAACCUCAGCCACCUAGGGGUGCCACCAGCCCCCCACAUAGGCACGGGACCACCAGGGACAGGGGCUCAGCUGAAGGACUGCAAGAUGCCCUCACCACUACUGGUCGGUCCUGUAUCUGUGCGUCUGUCCUCGCCUCUCUCUCUGGAGGAGAUCACGGAGAGGAACCCGUUGGUGUUACCGGGAGGCCGGUACAGCCCCCCAGACUGCCAGCCGCGCCACCACACGGCCAUCGUGGUGCCGUACCGUAACCGCCAGACUCACCUCCGAGCCCUACUCUACCACCUCCACCCCUUCCUACAGAGACAACAGAUUCACUACAGUAUCUACAUAGUCCAGCAGUGGGGUAACUCUACAUUUAACCGGGCUAAGCUGUUGAAUGUUGGGGUCCGUGAGGCGCUGAGAGACGAGGACUGGGGGUGUAUCUUCCUACACGAUGUAGAUCUGCUGCCUGAAAAUGACCAUAACACCUACACCUGUCACAAUCAGUUCCCCACACACCUCUCUGUUGCCAUGGACAAGUUCAGAUACAGGUUGCCGUACCCCCAGUAUUUCGGAGGGGUAUCUGCGGUCACACCUGAGCAGUACAUGAAGAUGAACGGAUUCCCCAACAGCUAUUGGGGCUGGGGUGGGGAGGACGAUGACAUCGCUGCCAGAGUGCGUCUGUCUGGGAUGAAGAUAGUGCGCCCUCCAGUGGCCAUCGGACAUUACAAGAUGAUCAAGCAUAAAGGAGACAGGGGCAAUGAGCAGAAUCCACGCAGGUUUGACCUUCUGAAACGGACCAGGCUCAACUGGCAUUCUGAUGGUCUGAACUCUCUGACCUACGAACUGUUAUCCAAAGAGCUGCAGCCUCUCUACACCAACCUGACUGUCGACAUCGGGGACGACCCUCGUCUGCCCCAGAGAAAGGCCACGCCUCCUAUGCCCAAACGUGAGGUGAAGGGGGAUGAAUUACCUCCCCUUGUGCCAUGGAGCAAACAUGGAUCAAAGAGGAGGGGAGACACACCCCUUGCAGCCAAACAUGACAUAAAGGGGGAAGGGCAAGCCGUUAAAGAGGGUGUGGUUACAGCUGUGACUACGGCUAAACCUAAAGCUGACAAGGUAGACCACGCCCAGUCAAAGACAGUGCAUCAGACUGUAGAUGAGAGGGCGAGUGUGGUAAAGUAGGAAGAAGGGCUGGAGAUAUGGGUUGCAUCUCAUUGGUCUAAAGCUGCCCCCUCUCCUCUUCUCUCCUGCAUCUGAAAACACAGGAUGGGUGUUAGCAAUGUGGAGGAUGUUACUGUCCUGUCCAGUUCUACCACAUCAAUGCAGAUGAAGGAAAGGACAUGAUGAGAGGAAGCCAGAGAUGCACUGAGAUGUACACUAAAAUGACACACCUUCUGUUCCUGUAUUAUCAUAGGGUCCCCUAUGAGGGGACCAGUAAAGCUAGCUAUGUCCGUGAAACUGUAGAUAUUGUGAAGCAUAGGGCUUACGCUACAACCAACUCAAAACCCUUCUGAAUGUGACUCACCUCCAGCGACAGUCAAGGUAUUCAAACAAACUCUCCACCCUUCCUCUCUCAGAAGACUACACCACCGUUAUUACCAGUUGGUUUUAUUGGUUCUUAAACCUCUCUUCGGGGAUCCCCAGACGUUUCACCGUUUUGUUGUAGUCCUGAGUUAGCUCACCUGAUUCCAGUAGUCAACUGCUUGAUGAGCUACUGAAUCAGGUGUGCUAGCUCUGGAAUAGUUCAAAUAUAUGGGGGUCCCUGAGGAGAGGUUUGAGAACCACUUGAACCAGACAACUGGUAUGUAAAGGGUGUUGUAGUCUUCUGAGAGCGGAAGGGUGGAGAGGUUUGAGAACCACUUGAACCAGACAACUGGUAUGUGAAGGGUGUUGUAGUCUUCUGAGAGCGGAAGGGUGGAGAGGUUUGAGAACCACUGGUCUGAUGGACAGGUAACGUUAUGUGGUGAACAUUCAUUCUGAAGAGAGAGAUUGUGACAUCAGCAUUUAAUCAAACCCAAUUGAAACUCCGGAGUUCCUUUUUUCAGCCAAUGGGAUGCCAGAUCUUGCAAGCAACCAAUCCGCUGCCAACCCACUGCUGCUCUGAGCCAAUCAUCUCCUAGUUGACUUCUGGCUUCAGCCUAUCCGCUCCCAGAAACUGCUGCUGUUGGUCCGCCCUAUUGUGUGGGUCAGUGUUUCUGUGCCUUCUCUCUUCUAUUGAUCUUUUAUGGAGUGGGACAAAGUUGUCCCUAGAUGCUGAUCUGGGGUCAGUUUUCUGUUGUCCCUGUUAUGGUUAAGUGUAUAUAUAUUGGGUCGGGGUAAACUGAUGCUAAGUCUGUAUCUACAGGCAACUUCUUCUCCGAGCACCAUUUUAUAUCCGUUUGCCCGAUCAGUGCUUUCACACUCCAGACGUAUCAGAUGACUGUAGGAUUUAUAUUUAUAUAGAGAUGUUUGUUUACUUUGAGUCAGGUGCCUCUUGAUUGUGUAUUUGGGUUUAGAGACAAUCUAAUCGAAGGGUAAAAACGUUAACUGUUACUAAUCGCUUCACAUAGAGAAAGAAAUCUCUCUGUAAAGGGAAGUGAAGUAUUCUAUGCCUCAAAUACAUUAGACUUGGUUCUAUAGUUUGUUUUCUGGUUUGAAUAUACUGUCUUUAAGUGAGUGAACUUAUGUCCAUCCAGUACAGAAUCCCUCAUAGCCAUCCAUGUUGAUUUCAUAACAGCCAUCCAUGUUGAUUUCAUAUCAGCCAUCCAUGUUGAUAUCAUAUCAGCCAUCCAUGUUGAUUUCAUAUCAGCCAUCCAUGUUGAUUUCAUAUCAGCCAUCCAUGUUGAUAUCAUAUCAGCCAUCCAUGUUGAUUUCAUAUCAGCCAUCCAUGUUGAUUUCAUAUCAGCCAUCCAUGUUGAUUUCAUAUCAGCCAUCCAUGUUGAUUUCAUAACAGCCAUCCAUGUUGAUUUCAUAACAGCCAUCCAUGUUGAUUUCAUAUCAGCCAUCCAUGUUGAUUUCAUAACAGCCAUCCAUGUUGAUUUCAUAUCAGCCAUCCAUGUUGAUUUCAUAACAGCCAUCCAUGUUGAUUUCAUAACAGCCAUCCAUGUUGAUUUCAUAACAGCCAUCCAUGUUGAUUUCAUAACAGCCAUCCAUGUUGAUUUCAUAACAGCCAUCCAUGUUGAUUUCAUAACAGCCAUCCAUGUUGAUUUCAUAUCAGCCAUCCAUGUUGAUUUCAUAUCAGCCAUCCAUGUUGAUUUCAUAUCAGCCAUCCAUGUUGAUUUCAUAUCAGCCAUCCAUGUUGAUUUCAUAUCAGCCAUCCAUGUUGAUUUCAUAUCAGCCAUCCAUGUUGAUUUCAUAUCAGCCAUCCAUGUUGAUUUCAUAACAGCCAUCCAUGUUGAUUUCAUAACAGCCAUCCAUGUUGAUUUCAUAUCAGCCAUCCAUGUUGAUAUCAUAUCAGCCAUCCAUGUUGAUUUCAUAUCAGCCAUCCAUGUUGAUUUCAUAUCAGCCAUCCAUGUUGAUUUCAUAACAGCCAUCCAUGUUGAUUUCAUAACAGCCAUCCAUGUUGAUAUCAUAUCAGCCAUCCAUGUUGAUUUCAUAUCAGCCAUCCAUGUUGAUUUCAUAUCAGCCAUCCAUGUUGAUUUCAUAUCAGCCAUCCAUGUUGAUUUCAUAUCAGCCAUCCAUGUUGAUUUCAUAACAGCCAUCCAUGUUGAUUUCAUAACAGCCAUCCAUGUUGAUAUCAUAUCAGCCAUCCAUGUUGAUUUCAUAUCAGCCAUCCAUGUUGAUUUCAUAUCAGCCAUCCAUGUUGAUUUCAUAUCAGCCAUCCAUGUUGAUUUCAUAUCAGCCAUCCAUGUUGAUUUCAUAUCAGCCAUCCAUGUUGAUUUCAUAUCAGCCAUCCAUGUUGAUUUCAUAUCAGCCAUCCAUGUUGAUUUCAUAUCAGCCAUCCAUGUUGAUUUCAUAUCAGCCAUCUGGAAUGUACUGUACAUACUUUAUCAUACUAGUUUACUGUAAUCCAAAAACUAUAAGAUAUGUUUCAGUGAGGGGAGGUUCUGGAGCCAGUUUGUAGGAGGAGCUAUAAGGUUGUGCUGUGAUUGGCUAAAGGAGUGUGUCGGGGGGCUCUGUAGAUUCUCCUGUAUAGGACAUAGGGUUUCAUUAGAGAGAUGCUCAUUUCAAGCUUUUAUGCUGUUCAUGAGUUGUUAGAAUAGUUUUUUAUAUUCAGAUCCACGUUAGCUGUUGAAGAAUCAGCAACUAUUCUUCUUGGGGUCCACACAAAACAUAGAACAUAACCAAAUACAGGUUACUAAUGGACAAGAACAGCAACACAAACAAUUUGAGUAUAUUAAAAAGAAGAAGAAGAAAGAGAAAAUAAAUGAAUAAUGCUAAUCUUAAAAAUUCAAGAAUAAUGUGUUUUGAAAGUUGUUGUUUUUUCAUGAUUUAUUUCACUAAACUACUGUGUUACUGAUGCUAAUUUGAAUGUAUUUUAUUUAUUAAACUACUGUUAGGAUUUGGGUUUUAACCUGUUAAGCUUACUUACAGCAGUGAGUAUUUACUCAUUCCAUAGCAUCAACAAUGCCUCAUAUCAGAAUGUAGACCAGCCUUUUAGCGUGAAAGAAAGGGUGGUUCAUAUUAUCCAUGUAGUUGUCAUGGUUACUAGCACUGUGCUGAACUUAUAUGACGGGACUUAAAGUUCCAAAACUUGCAGAUACUGUAGAAAUUAGAUUUAGAAUGGAAACAAUUGAAUCUUUAUCAGGUAGAACAGCUGAUUUGAUAUAUUCUAUAUUUCUAUUUCUGUCUUCUACAUUCUAAACAUUAUGCCUCAAUAAGCCCCGUGUUUUAAAGAAUGGAAUGCUCUAGGCAACCCUGUUCCUGGAGUACCACAGGUACUGCAGGGUUUUGUUCCAACUAGUCACCACACAUGACCAACUGAGCCAUGCAGCACUCCAGGACCAGGGUUUCCUACCCCUGCUGUAGGCUAUGUACUGUAUGUGUCUGAUUCAGUGUACAGCAUAUCAUGCAUAUAUGCCCUCUUGCAGUCUGAAGCUGUCUGGGAGAGAGCUUUACUUUUUUACGGCCGUGGUUGGGAGUCCCAUAGGGCGGCGCACAAUUGGCCCAGCGCCGUCCGGGUUUGGCCAGGGUAGGCCAUCAUUGCAAAUAAGAAUUUGCCUAGUUAAAUAAAGGUUAAAUUAAAAUAAUAUAUAUAUAUAUAUAUAUAUAUAAAAACAUUACGUGGGUGCUUUCUAAUAGAGGGAGGGAGGGGAUGGGAAUCAAGGCCUCUGACUGUACAAUAGGAAUAUUAAUCAAUACUGUCAAUCAUUAUCUGCACCUUGUACCCAAUUAAAUCUUUACAAUGAGGAUGAUGAAAUGCCACCCCCAUCUUUGAGGUCACCUUUUCAACUCGUGUGUGAGAUAUUUUAGAGAAUUAGAGAAAGAGAAUAGUAUUUUGACUUUAGAUUCACUACACAGGUGGCAUACCAGUGAAACUACUGUAUACCCACUGUAACCAUACACUACUUGAUGGUGGUGGUGAUAAUGGCGAUGGUGAUGAUGCCAUCCACUAUUAAUCAAUUGUAAGUGAUCAUCCAUAGGAUAUAUCUGCAGUCAUAUUAACACAGCUCUUCAUAGGGACAUAACUGACUAGUAUGUAUCAUAGGAGACAGUGUGUACCUGGAAAUCAUUCUAUAUUUAAUAAAAUAGCUAGUUUUCUAUCAGAUGUUUGGUGUAAAUGGAGGGGAAAUAGUAUAGACUACUAUAGGCAAUCUAAUGUAACUUUAAUGUAGUCACAUGCUUUUGACUUUUAUUUCUAAAACAUGCUUUUGACUUUUAUUUCUAAAACAUGCUUUUGACUUUUUCAAUCAUGAUCAGUUCGGUGUGUGGAUUUCCAUACUGAUAGCUGUGUGGUAACAUACUGUAUUGAAAAGUGUUAGAAUAUUAUUGUAGUUUUAAGGGGAUAUGAAUUAUAUCACUUGGACUGUGAGUUGAAUGGAAGGUUAUGACAUGUGCUUUAGUCACUGUAUUGAGUUUCUAACCUGAUUUCCACCUUCAGAUGAAAAUGGACUCAUAUUUAGAGGAAGUGGACACUGGACAGCUCUAGUCCUCUGGGGUUGCUGUGUCUGCUGGGCUGGGUUGUGUUUGGGAGUGAGAGGGGAGAUGUGGAGAGACCAGUGGAGAGGCCAGCAGAGAUGGCACCCUAGAGAGAUUGGGGGUUAUUCUUUGGGCCAUGUUGUGGAGUGUUGUGUCAUGACUACACAGAGAAAACAUACCAAUAAAACACAUUCAAAAGCA
Messenger RNA from Oncorhynchus keta (chum salmon), 7221 nucleotides. RefSeq names its product UDP-Gal:betaGlcNAc beta 1,4- galactosyltransferase, polypeptide 3 (gene b4galt3). Gene Ontology annotation, biological process: galactosylceramide biosynthetic process; carbohydrate metabolic process. The coding region runs from base 808 to 2145 and encodes 445 amino acids. NCBI's taxonomy places the organism in Eukaryota, Metazoa, Chordata, Actinopteri, Salmoniformes, Salmonidae. The record is from RefSeq and is a predicted model, not a curated record. Gene Ontology annotation, molecular function: glycosyltransferase activity. The transcript has 8 exons.